Molecule: messenger RNA, 1174 nt
Organism: Leptopilina heterotoma
Lineage: Eukaryota; Metazoa; Arthropoda; Insecta; Hymenoptera; Figitidae
Product: PITH domain-containing protein GA19395
Exons: 5
Coding region: 390-995 (201 amino acids)
Cellular component (GO): nucleus
Source: RefSeq, a predicted model, not a curated record
AGUAUUUUGAAUAUUUUCCGGCACGUUCAGAAAUUCCAGAUAGUUUCUAGAGAAGAGGAAUUUUUAAGGUUAAUUUUUUCAGAGAGGAAAAAAUAUUCACUUUGUGAUAUAAAAUUGAAAGAGGAACCAAUUCGGCAAUUAUUUUAACUAUAUCAGAUUUCCGUUGGAUAAAAAUAAUUUCCCUUCGCUAGUAAAAACUUGUAACGGUUUUUGUGACUCAUCAUCAUAAUAAAGAAAAGUUUCCUGAUUUGCAAACUCAUAUUUUCUAAAAAUAGUUCAAAUUUUUUGAAUUUGAUUAUUUAAGUCCAUGGAUUUAAUGCAAUAGGCAAGCGUGAAAAAAACUUAAUUCUUUAUCAAAUAUUUCUUAUUUCUAAAUCAAAGAAAUAAAAAUGAAUCAUCAGUGUCAGUGUGGUGAUACACACAAUGAAGGAGAAUUAGGUGUACAAUACAAUCUUUAUCAAAAGAUUGAUUUAUCAAAUGUCGAAUGUUUGAAUGAAUCAGAAGAAGGAACUGGAGUUAAAGUUUUCAAACCAUGGGAAGAACGUUUAACUCGAUCAGAUUUUGUGGAGAGUGAUGUAGAUGAUGAAAUUCUCUUCAACAUUCCAUUUACCGGAAAUGUGAAAUUGAAAGGAAUAAUUAUUGUCGGAGGUCCUGGCGAUACACAUCCAUCUAGUGUUAAAUUGUUUAAGAAUCGUCCUGGAAUGACUUUUGAUGAAGUUGAGACUGAAGUAGAUCAAACGAUUGAAUUAGUUCGGGACCAAAUUGGAGUUCAUGAAUAUCCAAUUAAAGUGGUGAAAUUCUCGUCAGUGAAUCAUCUUACUCUACAUUUUACUGGUACUGCUGGCGCCGAUAAAACUCGUAUCGACUAUAUCGGUUUAAAGGGAGAAUGGACUGCAGCUCCCCGUCAGGGUGUCGUUAUAGCUACUUAUGAAUUACGUCCCCAGGCUAGUGAUCAUCCUCAGGAGCAGGAGGAUUUCACAAGGGAAAUUCAAUGAAGAAAAAAGUGUGAUAUUUUUCUCAAUUUAACAAAACAAAAAAUAAGUAUUUAAAAUAUUAAAAAAUCAAUCUGUAUACAAUUUCCGAUAAAUCCGGUUAUUGCUCAUAUUUUUUAAACAUAAUUUUUGUAAUGUAUAACUUUUAUGAUUUAUUCUAAAUAAAUCCAAAUUUAUUAACA